This is a messenger RNA of Liolophura sinensis, 1944 nucleotides long. Its product is annotated as protein brambleberry-like. Lineage: Eukaryota; Metazoa; Mollusca; Polyplacophora; Chitonida; Chitonidae. The record is from RefSeq and is a predicted model, not a curated record.
AUGGCUUUGAGGAGAACAGUACUGCUGUUCAUCUUUCUCGGACUCCUCUUUCCUUUUACCGAAACAAGUUUCAUGGGCUGGUUGUUUGGUGAUGACGAGCAAGAUGGAGGGACAGAGAAGAAAACUGGAAUUGCAGCCCGAGAUUCAUCAAGAUUCGAGAUGUUAUCAACUGAUGAAAAGUUUCUAGAAUACUCCAAGACUCUUGCAGAAUUGUCCCCUUUGGACGAAUGCUACCAUAUAGUGAUCUACAGUUUGAGGAAGAAGUGCAGUGAGUUAACAGAAGAAGAACUUGGCAAGUUGUCAGUACAACUGUUAAACUGUCAAUCAGAGGCCGAAGAAAGGGCUGUCUACCCUUGCACAGCUAAAAUGUCAAUUGCUGAGUGUACAAAAAACAUGGACCCUACGACAUGGAACUCGUAUCAGAUUGUGAGUAACCGUGCUCGUGCCAUGUGUUACGCUGCUCAGCAGACACAGUUCCGCAAAAUGACAGAGCUGACUGUGAACCAGCUGGUAGCUCAGGCAGGAAACCAACUCGCCACCAUGAAAGAUCUUCAGGCAGGCCAGGAACAGCUCCAUGAGGUGACUAGUGACACAAUGCAGAAGAUGUUUGACAGCCAACAGCAACUGAUCAGCAACCAAGAGGUGCUACGCUCAGCACAGAAAAAUGUCUACACUAACAUUGCCAACAACCUGAGGCAGCUGACACGAGAGAAGGCGCUCAUUUCAACUGGCAACCGAGAACUCGCAGAAAUGACGGAAAGAAUUAAGGAGAAGCUAGACAAAGCAACCACUCAGAUGGUGAAUCAGGAAGAGAAGCAGCAAAUCAGCCAUCAGGAAAUCAUGAAGGAUCUGCAACAAAUACGAGAGAAGGCACAGAACGUGCUCGGCAAGAUAGAUAACAGUUCGACUCACAUCUUGAAGUAUCAUGUGGACAUGAUGGGACAUUACCACACUACUCUGGACAACCUACAGAAGAUCAACACCACCAUCUCCUACAUCCAGAACACAAUCACUGAGAUGAGGACAGGAUUCGAGACUCGCCUUGGUUGGCUCGCUCAAAUCUUGGGUGGUGCAGAGGAGAGGAUCAGCACACUGACAAUUGCCGUCCUCCAUUUUGGCUACUUCGUUCUGGCAGCCAUAUCUGCAGCGUUUCUACAGACGCCAAUGGUGUCGCGCGUCGUCCUGCUUAUCAUCGUGCCUCUAAAUGCCAUCUCAGAGAUGAAGCAGGGAGUCAGUAUGGACUUUACAAGCAUGACACUGUUCAUCAUCAUCACCAUAGCAGCUAACUGGGCGGUGACUUAUGCCUUAAGGAAACAUCGGCGUAACAAUAGCGGGGAUGAUCUGCUGGCCCUGACCUCCCCCCUCCUUCCUGACCCACCAAAUGUCACACCCACGACAGAAGUGAACGGAUUUAUUGGAGGACGACCGAUUGGUCGCUUGAACUCUGUUGAAAUUCAACAUCUUACAAACACACUGGAGAGACUGUAUAGAUCAUUGAACGUACAUAAUUCAUCGACUGACAGCGGGACAGACUCGUUCGCCACCAGUCCACGCUCCAGUACACCAACCCGUCACUUCCCGACAUCCACAAGUGUGCUUCGUACCCCAGCAACUCAACCCCCAACUCCCAUGCCCUCCUCCAGCAGUGCAUUCUCCCCAGUCACAUCUACCAGAGAAGACAGAGAGGUGGAGCUAGCAUCUGCCGGCGCCACUUACUAGAUACCCUUGACCGGGACACGACCUAUCCCCGAGCCGAUCUCCCAGCCGCAGCAGUCGUACGAGCACACCUAGGAGACGUUCCAGCUCAAGGGCAUCCAACGCCUCCAUCUCCCGACCUCUGUGUAACGGUACAACGCGCAGUGGGCAGCCGUGUAGGCUGUAUGCGGUCAGUGGUGAUGAGUUUUGUCACCUGCACAGGUCCCUGUCUUAACCACCACCUUCCCC